AUGGUUACUUUUGCCCUUCCCGGCGAGUACGACGCCGCGGAUGCUGGAAGCAGCACUCCCAUGUCACGUCCUCCUCUGCCCUUUGCGAAGCGCACCUACGUCGCGACGCCAUAUGCCCACAAGCGCCUGGGAACGCCGCACACAGCUCCGUCGCGCAAGCUGCUGAUAAAGCGCGAUGAAGUCUCAUCGGGCGCCCUGAACCGAAACGGCGUCUCGUCUCGCAGCAACCUCUUCAAAGCCUCCGUCGCCGAGGACCUUCCGACGAGCUCCUUCUCGCCCAGCAUCCCUCAGAGCACGAUGAAGAAGGUCUUCGCCCCCGGCGCGACUCCCGAACCGAGUCGCGUGUAUCGCGAGUCCACUGCUCGCCUGACGCCUCGCGGCCUGGCCGCCCACUCCUCAGACAAGGAGCUGUUCAACAUGCGAAUCUCGUCGCCACCCCCAGAGCUGACCGGCGAAGUCUUGGCAAACAGGGUGCCAAAGGACUGGAACGCCAAGGGAUCCAUCUAUGCCGAUCAGUUUUUGGCUCAUCUCUGCCCUCCAGACCUCGACGACGAGCAGCGUCGCCAGUUCUUCUGCAUUCUCGAUCUCCGUCGACUGAAAUAUGCCGCCAACGAGAUCUUUUCCAACAAGACUUGGAAGCUCAACAUCAUGAACUUUGCCAAGGAGUUUGAAAAGAGCCGAAGCAUCAUUCUGCUUCGAUAUGGACUGUACGAGUUCCAGAGCGUUAAGCCGUCCAAGGAAGUUCUCAAGAGAUGGCGCCGAGAACAUGGUCUGCCCGAUCCCGAGGAAGAGGAGGAAGAGGAGCAGACCAACGGCACGCCGAGCAAGCCAAUGUCCGUCAAGAAGCGCAAGGCUGAUGAUGACCUUUCAAAGGAGACGGCUGAUGCGACUGAAAAUGUGGCAACAGCGAGCAAGCGAAGGGCUACCGUCAGCGAUGAAAUAGACGAGCCUACUGCCGUCACUCCUGCUCCUAACAAGAACAAGAGAAAGACUGUCGCCAAUGAAGCGUCGCCCGCCAAGCUGCAAAAGGCUACUCCAUCUACCGCCAAGUCGCUCUUUGUGAAGAUUGCCAGCAAGCCGGCUGCGACUCCCACAUCUCCCCUUGCAUCUCCCGCAGGUUCUCUGGCUGCGGCCUCUCCUGCCCCAUCUCCCACUCCUUUCAAAUCGGUUGACAAGAAUGCCGCCAAUGGUAAACUGUCUCGCUCGGUAUUCAACAACUCUUUGAAGCCCCCAGUCAACGGCAAUGGCAACAUCUUUGGCUAUCUGUCCGAUGCUAGCUCCGCAAAGAAUAGCGGCGUUGAAGCCGAUGCUGAGAGUGAAUCUGAGUCUGAUGAAGAUGAAGAUAUCGAAGACAGCCAAGAGGGCGGGCAGAGUGAUGAGCCUAGCGGCGCAGCUAGCGGUGCAGGCGACGUUUCCUCUCAGGCUGGAUCUAAUCUAUUUGGAACCAAACCAUCAACCGGCUUUGGCACUGGUGUAUCCAGCGCUGCUGGUACACGGGAUAGCACUCCAGGCCGCAGCCUCUUUGACCGUAUCACCAAGGAUCAAGAUGGGCAACCAGUGCGAGCCGAUGAUGAGUCUGCCGACGAAGUCGCCAUCAAGAAACCAGCAUCAUCCAUCAACCAGACCUGGAAUCCCACGACCCAACCCCUCAAAUUUGCCCCUACCUCAGCCGCCACCCAGAAUGGUUCACUUUUUGGUAAAGCAACCUCAACCUCCACCUCCACCUCCAUUUUCGCGCCCAAGAGCACUGCACCAUCCAACAUUUUUGGAGUUUCCAAGCAAGAUCAGAGCUCCAAAGCAAACACGCCUAUUUCGGAAGCCGACCUGGCUGGCGGAGAGUCUGAUAAGGAAAAUGACUCUCAACCUACCAAGAAGGUCUUCUCUGAACCCAAGGUGUCUGCCAUCCCAAGCACCGGCGCGUCGCUCUUUGGUCUCAAGCCCGCCGCGGCCGAGCCCGUCAAAGUGAGCGAGCCUCCAGCGACGCCGGCCGCAGCACCAUCUUCUGCACCCCUAUCCGCCCCUUCUCCUGCCCCUACUACCAAUCUAUUUGGCACUGCACCAGCAGCACCACCCGCAACAACCACUCCAGUUACCUCGACUAACUUGUUUGGUGCCGCAGCCCCUGCACCUACAUCCACGUCCACAUCUCUGUUUGGAGCCAGCACCCCUGCCUUCAGUUCUGAGCCCGCCAAACCGAAGCCUGCCUUGUCCUCGUCCACCAGCUUGUUUGGCACCGCUGCUCCCGCGGCUGCGCCAACCAGCUUGUUCGGUGCCCCGAGCGCCGUGCCCGCUAAGAAGGAUCCUUCUCCUCCGGCUGCCAGCCAGCCCGCCGCUGCACCUCUGUUUUCCUUUGGAUCAGCGGCCGGUACAGGCCCCAAGCCCACUGAGACCUCCCAGCAAGCUGCCAAAUCUCUGUUUGGAGCGGCUCCAAAGUCACCUCCCGCUUCAUUCUCGACCAACAGCUUGUUUGGCGGAAGCCCCAUGAAGCAGGACGAUGCAUCACCAGCAAAGAAGCAGUUUACCGGUCUUGGCACUGAUACUUCAGCGCCACCUCCCGUUUUCAACUUCGGCACAGCAGGCGGCGCAAGCUCAAGCUCAAGCUCCAACUUGUUUGGUAGCUCGAUGAACUCUGCUCCUGCUCCCGCUGCGGCCCCUCUCUUUGGUGCCGCCCCAUCCAACACUGGAUCUGGAUCCGGAUCUGGAGAUGGCAGCGGUGGUGGUUUCAACUUCAACUUUGGAUCGGGAGGAGCAGGACCUUCAAGUGGAUUCAGCAAUCCUUUCUCAGGUGGCAACGCCAGCGGAAACCCGACCCAGGCCCCGACCGCGGCUCCUGGAGGCAUGUUCGCCUUUGGCUCAUCCACCCCGGCGGGAGGUUCUGGAGGCUCCGGAAUGUUCCAGUUUGGUAACGGCGCCGGAAGUCAGCCCUCGCAGCCAUCAGUGCCUCUGUUCAAUGGCGCGGCCUCGAACACGAGCGUGCCAUCUUUUACUGCGACGGCUCCUUCUGGUCAGUCAUCAUCCAUGUUUGCCUUUGGAGCAAGCCAGCCUUCCUCCGGAUUCAACCUCGCACCGCCAGCUGGUGGCUCCUCGACCACCGGGACAAACUCUCCAUUCAACCUUGGGGGAGGCUCUAGCCUGGCAACCACACCUGCCGGCGGGACUCCGGAACCAUCGACCCAAGUGAAGACGAACAGCAGUGCUGCUGAUAAUAAUGACGAAGAGGGCGAGAAGCAUGAGCAGAUUAGCUUGACAGAAGGCGCAGACAAGGACGAGGAAGUUUUGCACGAAGUCCGCGCAAAAGUACUCAAGUUUGUUCCCGCUGGUGAAGCAUCAGAUGCCGAAGAGAAGAAGUCGAAAAGCCCAUGGGCUACUCAGGGAGUGGGGGCUCUACGCCUGUUGAAGCACAAAGAAACUAAUGCGGUGCGCCUGCUUCUGCGCGCGGAACCUAGGGGCAAUGUUGCCAUGAACCGGUCUGUACUGCCUGAUCUAUCAUACAAGGCAGAUGAAAAGUAUGUGAAAAUGACUACGUCGAAUGACAAGGGUGACGGCCUCGAGACCUGGAUGAUCCAGGUGAAAACGAAGGAUUUGGCCAAGUCAUUGGCCGAGGCGUUGGAGACACACAAGGCGUUGAACAAGAAAUAAUAUGGGAAUAACAAGUGCAUUUUUCUACGGCUGGUUGUUGUUCACUAGGAAAUGGGAGAUGGGAAGUUUGGUGGCUGUCCUUUUUUUUUUUUUUUUCAUCAUUAGCAUUGCGGGCGUUAGAAGGCUUGAAACUCAGGCAGGGGUUUGCCUCGCCUGUUUUUUCCUGGCUGAGGUUUGGUGAAAGAAUGAAACUCUAUAUAUCCCAAGGAUUAGCCAUGCCCUUUUGAUUUUGACGAUUUAUUGUAUUCCCACAAGAUUAUGAAAGUGUAAUAACUGGUGUUUUUGUACCUUUAGGGGCGCACUGCUAGCUGGGUUGAGGAAUGGAUUAUCCUAGAUUCAAGAAACAAAAGUCCAGCGUUUGUACAGUAAAGAAGUAUCCUUGAAGUUGAA
Messenger RNA from Trichoderma atroviride IMI 206040, 4029 nucleotides. NCBI's taxonomy places the organism in Eukaryota, Fungi, Ascomycota, Sordariomycetes, Hypocreales, Hypocreaceae. The record is from RefSeq and is a predicted model, not a curated record.